This is a messenger RNA of Macrosiphum euphorbiae (potato aphid), 1986 nucleotides long. The record is from the annotation of a GenBank genome assembly. Lineage: Eukaryota; Metazoa; Arthropoda; Insecta; Hemiptera; Aphididae.
AUGGAAGAUAAGUCUGGAUCUAAUUCUGAAUGUGAAGCAGAUAUAAUUCCUCAAGUUGAAACAAAAAUAACUGUAAAAAAAAAAAUAUUGAGUGGUGAAUGUAUUUUAAUUGACAAAAAAGGUACAAGUGCCGUAUGGGAAUUAUUUAAAAAUGUGGUAUAUAAUAAUGAUGAAAAUGUAUUCACGGGUUUUGUAGCUUGUAUUAAAUGUAAGCUACCAUUUAAGUACAGUCAUAGUAGUGGCACAUCAACAUUGAGCAGACAUAAAUGUGUAAUUGUGAAUACCAAAGACGAUGCUCAAACCAGUUUGGAUUCUUUUGUGUCUAAAAAAUUAAAAACAAUUCCUGAUAAAUUAAAAUCGGAAUGCAUAGAAAAAUCAGUUAAGUUUUGUAGUGUGGACAUUAGACCAUUGUCUAUAAUAGAUGGAUCUGGUUUCAAAGAACUUGGACAAUUUUUAAUAAAAGUUGGUCGUCAAUACGGUGAUGUAGAUAUAAAUGAUUUAAUGCCACAUCCAACUACUGUGUCAAAAAAUACAAUAAAAAUGGCUGAAAAUCAUAGAAAUACACUUUUUGAGAAUAUUGUACCGUUUAUAAAAGACAAUUGCUGUUCUAUGACUACGGAUAUGUGGUCUGAUAAAUAUAAAAAACGACACUACAUAACUAUUACCGUUCAUUAUAUUGAUAUAAAUUGGAUUUUGCAAAAAAAUGUACUACAUACUGGUCAAUGGCCAAUAUCAGAGAAAAAAACGGCUGAAAAUAUUAAGAAUUCAAUUGGUACUUUUUUAACAAGCUUUGAAUGUACAAAGUCUCUGAAUCCUAAUGAAUUAAUGAAAAAAAUCACAUUUGUCACUGACCAAGGACCAAACAUGACAAGUUCAAGUGGAUUAGGCGCAUACAACAGAUUAAAUUGUUGUGCUCAUAUGCUUAAUACCGUAUUAAGACAUGUUUUUGAUUCUAAGUUUUUAGAUGCUGAAGAUGAAAACAAUAGGAAAUUGUUGGAACCCGUUACCAAACUUUUGUCAGGAGCUAAAAGCUUUGUGAAAUUCAUGAAAACUUCUGGAGAAGUAAAUAAAUUAUCAAAAGGUUUAAUUCAAGAAGUGGAAACAAGAUGGAACACAAGGUUGGCAAUGCUACUAUCAAUACAUGAGCAAUGGGAUGAAAUUCUUAAUGAGUAUGGUGAAGAUUUUUGGCGACUUCAAAAUAUAGAUAUUGAAUUACUCAAACAAAUUACUGAAUUUCUCAAACCAUUUAAGACUGCUUCUGAUGAAUUGGAAGGAGAUAUUUAUCCUACUAUACACAAAGUUCUUUUAUACAAAGUUGUUCUUGAAAAACAUAUUAACAAGUAUUGUAACUUGGAAGAAGAUAUUUAUGAUUCAUCAGGAGAAUUAAAUUCAACAUCCAUAGUCAAAAAACUAGGAAUCCGCGCUAGAGAAAUAUUUAAUAAAAAAUUCAUUAUAAACAGGACACAUGAAAUGGCAUGUUUUCUUUGGCCAAAUUUUAAAAAACUGAAAAUGGUGUCUGACGAGAAUGAAAAGAAAAGGAUUCUAAACAAUAUCAAGUUAGAGCUUCUAAAAAUGGAAAUAGCACAAGCACAAAAUGACCAAAAUGUAGAGAGUGAAUCGAUCGAAGAUACUGCAGCUCUGAAUAUAUCACAGUUUUCUGAAUGGGAAGAUGAUGCACCAAAACCAAAACAGUCAUAUGAGCAAGAAAUGGAUAAUUAUUUAACAUGUUUUGUAGGUAAAAAUGUAGAUACCGACAUACUCAAUUUUUGGAAAAGUCAAAAUGAGAAAUUUCCAUUACUCUCUCAGUUAGCUCGCCAAACUCUCUGUAUACCAGCAUCCAGUGCAAGUAGUGAACGAGUUUUCAGUGUUUCAGGGAGAAUAAUUGAAGAACGUAGAAGUCGUCUAAAAGGAGAAACAGUCGACUCACUUGUAUUUCUACAUGACUUCUUUAAAAACAUAAAAGUACUAAGUACAAGUAAUAAGUAA